This is a messenger RNA of Lepisosteus oculatus (spotted gar), 5121 nucleotides long. It is a transcript of the gene itpk1a, whose product is annotated as inositol-tetrakisphosphate 1-kinase a. Gene Ontology annotation, biological process: inositol trisphosphate metabolic process. The record is from RefSeq and is a predicted model, not a curated record. Gene Ontology annotation, cellular component: cytoplasm. NCBI's taxonomy places the organism in Eukaryota, Metazoa, Chordata, Actinopteri, Semionotiformes, Lepisosteidae. Gene Ontology annotation, molecular function: ATP binding; inositol-3,4,5,6-tetrakisphosphate 1-kinase activity; inositol-1,3,4-trisphosphate 6-kinase activity.
AGGCUUUUCUUUCGAUUCGGGAAGGAGGGCUAGCUGCUCUCCGGCUGCUACAGUGUAAUGUAUGCUAUGGCUGCACGUUGCCGUACCCAGUAAAUGAACAGAACUUGGCUCGGGAGGGUGUGUCAGAGCGAAUAUUUCAAUCAAUCCGGUUGAAAACCGGGUGUUCGCGCAUUGCUGAUGCGUAUUAGAAGGAUAUCAACUUCUGGCUACCUUGAUCAAAGCACUCAGAAUGGAAUGCUGAGGGGGAAAUGCAAAACCCGGCUUGAGGAGGGAGACGGCUUCCUGUUCAUCCUGAGUCCAUUUUAAAUUAUUUAGCAAAUCUGGAGUGAACUAAUACAAGGCAUCGAGAUGCAGACCUUUUUAAAAGGCAGGAGAGUGGGAUACUGGCUCAGCGAGAAGAAGAUCAAGAAACUGAAUUUCCAGGCCUUUGCCGAGAUGUGCAGGAAGAGAGGAAUAGAAGUGGUACAGCUGGACUUGACAAAGCCGCUGGAAGAGCAGGGUCCCCUUGACGUUAUCAUUCACAAGCUGACUGAUCUGAUUCUGGAGGCAGACCAAAAUGACACACAGUCUCUUCUGCUUGUCCAGCGAGUUCAGGACUACAUUGAGGCCCACCCAGAGACUAUCGUCCUGGAUCCCCUUCCUGCCAUCCGGACCCUGCUGGACCGGUGCAAGUCCUACGAGCUGAUCCACAAGAUAGAGGACUGUAUGCAAGAUCAUAGGAUCUGCUCUCCUCCCUUCCUGGUGUUGAACAGUGACUGUGGGACUGACACUCUGAAGCAGAUCAAGAAGCAUGGUCUCACAUUCCCCUUCAUCUGCAAAACCAGAGUAGCACAUGGUACCAAUUCUCAUGAGAUGGCGAUCAUUUUUAGCGAAGAGAACCUGAAGGACAUCAAGCCACCGUGUGUGAUCCAGAGCUUCAUUAAUCAUAACGCAGUGCUGUACAAGGUGUUUGUGGUGGGGGAGUCAUACACAGUGGUGGAAAGACCUUCCCUAAAGAACUUCCCAGCUGGACCUGCAGACCGAAAAGCAAUUUUCUUUAAUAGUCACAAUGUAUCAAAACCAGAAUCUUCCUCAGACCUGACUUCUAGAGAGAAUGUGGAGGGAGUGUUCCAGCCUCCCAGCGACGAUGUCAUCCGUAAGCUCUCAAGUCUGCUGCGCCAAGAACUGGGCGUGUCUCUCUUUGGGAUCGAUGUGAUCAUCAACAACCAAACUGGCCAGCAUGCUGUUAUCGACAUUAAUGCAUUCCCAGGCUACGAAGGGGUACCCGAGUUCUUCAGUGACCUGCUGAACCACAUCAUGACUGUCCUCCAAGGGAGCCCAGAGGCACCAGCCGCGCCCCUCAAUGGCAGUGCAGCAGAACAGAUGCCCAGUGUUGCCAUGGUCACAGGGGACCAUGGAGGCAGUACUCCCACGGGCUGCUGCAGCAUGCUGGGAAAGGACGCCAGCCCCUGGAUCGUGGAAGGAGAAAGCAGCAAGAAGGCCUCGCACCAGAGACUGGGCUGCAAUUCGGCAGUGUCGCCCAAUUUCCAGCAGCACUGUGUAGCCACACUAGCGACAAAAGCCUCUUCACAAUGACCAGUUUUUCCCAAGUGAACAAAAGAACCUAUCUCUAAUCAAAACAAACAAAAGGUUCACAUUCUGAUGAAUUAGAUUUUAUUUUUUUUAUAUUUUUUGUUUAAUAGAACUUUAAUGGGAACUUGAACUCAAGUACAGUUCACACACAUCAUUUUAUUGGUUUAUUUCUUUUGUAUUUUAUGCCAAUCAAAUCAGGAAAGGGUCAGGAUUAAGCAGAAUACACAAGGCCUUCUGCCUUGAACACUAGAGACUUAAAGGAUGUUUAUAAUGUUCAGUAAUAUCACCAGAAUGGACACUCCUUAAAUAUAGUAUUUGAAUUAUAGUAGGACAGACACAAAUGUAAAAAUACUACAAACACACACUUUUAACAUCUACAAAAUGAUGUUUUUAAUCUUAUGGUUUUUGUGUUUGUUGUAUUUUGGGGGUUGUAUUUUAUGUUUCCUUCUUUUUCUGUGAGAGGUAAAACCCAAUUCACAGUGAGCAACCCUAAACAUUGUGUUACAGUAAUUGUACCAGUUCUGGUUUAUUCUGCCUUAGUGGAUGCUGAAGAACUUAAAAGAUCUGAGCAUUCCACUCUAAUUGAGAAAGAGUAUUCCACCCUAACAAUGCUAACUUUGCAAACCAGAAUUGUUGUAGGUAAAAAUCCAUCAAGUAAUGGUGCACAAUAAAAUCAGAUCGAGUCCCCUCUGGCUUUUUCACUGUAACAAGUCUCAAAAUUAUUUGCACAGAAUAUUUCUAAAUUAUUCCAAUGAAAUAUAUAAAGGAAAACCCAGAGUUUUUCACUACACGGAAACAUUUUAAAGCUUUUUUUCAUACACACUGUUCUUCCUCCUUUUGAUACAGAGUUUCAUCUGAAGUCCUGUAUGAUUUAAUCUCAUUAGACCUCACAGCAAAGGCAAAAUGGCAAAGUACAGUAUUUAGCUUGUCUGCCUUUCUCUAAGACUGUGUAGUAACACACAAAAUCAUACUAGUUUUUGAAGGAAAAUAAAGUAAAUUGUUAAAUUAAGGUCUUGUCUACAUUUAAAAUUAGCAUGGCACUCCAUAAACAAUAUUAAAAGUUUUUUUUUUCAAACCCCAGGAUACAUUUUGGAAAUGCACUGGGACAGUGGUUGGGAAAGGAAAUGAUACUAAUCCUUCAGUUUGCAUUUUAUAUAAUAUCAUGUUUUAUCACAGACUUUUAUGUUACUUUGAUUGCUUUCAGUUUCAGUAUCAUGUACUGUACAUUAAAUCUUUCUUUAAUGGCAGUGAACACCCCUGUAUGAAGGUUGAGCAACAGCCUGUGGUAAGGGUACAGAGAAGAUCUUACUAGCUUUCAAAAAUCACGGUGCAGUUGACAGCAAAAAAUAGCAUUUUAUUUCCAUACAAACCAGUUUGAAAGGGUGUGGGCUGUGUCUGAGGUAAGCAAAAAUCUGAUUGUUGAGUACUGAAUGCUUUUAUAUAGGUGUGUUAGCUUACUGCUUUACAAUAUUUUAAUGAAAGCAGUUAAGUGAAUAAGAGCCACCACCACUCAGAACUGAAAAUUACUCACCUUUUCCUGUCUUAUACUCACAUUACCUGUGGUUUGCAAUGUGUAGGGCACGGAAAUCAGACUUUGUUGUUUGUUUCUGCUGAAUGUAAACCUGUAAACCUCUUAAACAAUAUUGGAGGUGUUUGGUAAAGUGACAAAGGAUUAGCUCAGACUAGUAAACCAGUAUAGGUUGAAUCAAGCUAUUGGUAUACUACUUCUGGACAUCCAUCCCCAGUAAUUAUAUAAGACCACAUGUUGUCAUUUUGCAGUGAUAAGUAGUCCCAGUCAAGGUGCUUUUCACAACUUACUUGAUGAUGUUUCUAUGGCAACUUGCAAAGUAGCACUCUUCUGCUUCAGUUUUUUUUAGUUGAACUGUCUUUGUUUUCUCUGUUGCCAAUCGUACAAGACAAACGGGCAUUCUAUUUUAUUAAAAUCGCAUCCGCAGAGAAAUUGAUUUGUUAGCAGCCAUGAAGGAGGGAAAGAUAACAUUCCUUUUAUUUUUUUUCUUCAGAUUCCUGUAUCUUUUGCAGGUGAUUUUAAAUGAUCUGCUGUUCAGACAAGUGGCAUUCAACUUGAUGUUUAUUCCACUUGGCAUAUUGUAUUUUGUUUUUCCCUUGGUAACCUUGGUAGCCUACUCCAGAUUUAACUAAACAAUGAUUUUGAAUUUUAUGUUUUCCUGGGUGUGUGUAUUUUUAUUUGUUUGCAGAGUGAUUCUAUAAAAAGUUUAGUUUUAAUCAAGAAAUGUAUGAAAUGAUUAUUUAACAGCAAGAAAGACCUGUGUAAACAGGGUGUAGUCUUUUAACAGGAUGUAAGCAUCUCUCCAUAUUAUGAGUACAUGAAAAUUAAACAUUUUCCAUUUCUGUGUGUACUGUAGGAAUAUGCACAAGUAUAAUUCCACAUGUUGGCUUUGUUUCUGUGGACCAUAAUUAACACUACAAAUCUGCUUCAAAGAGAGAGAGUGAAGGGGAUAGAAAUCUCUGUAUGUUAACAGGCACUUGGAUUUUUGUUUAGUUGUAGAAAAUAAGAAUCACUGCUUAGCACCUGCACUCAUAUGGAACUAGUUUUUAUUCAACCUGAUGUACCUCUCUAAUCUCUUACACCAGCUUGGUAGAGAUGAGCCCAGCCUACAUGGGUCCUUUGUGAUGUGUUCUUCCUGCAAGUAUGGAAUGUAAAUGUUGGGAUUUGGUGUCUCUGUGAGAGUGGGUGCCCUGAUUUAAUGAUGAGUCACUGAGCUUGCUAGAACAUGGCGAGGUAAAGUUUUCUCACAUCACCUCCAAUCCUCAGUGGCGCUCACCACAUUGCCAGCUACCUUGAACAGGCUUCUCGCCUCCACUGUCUGAAAUCAACUGGUGGUUUCCACUCUGCAACCCAUUCUCCUUUCCAAGUGGUCGAGGCACUCUGAUGAUGCCUAAGGUCUGCAUGCUUGACUAUACAGCUAUCUUGUCAAGAAUUCACCAUUUUGGAAUGGCAACAUUGAUAUACCCUGUGAUUUUAGCUUCUGAUGUUUACUGUAAUGUUUUUAUUUUACAAAAAGAAUGAGCAUUAUUUUAUUAAACUAUAUAGUAUAUAUAAUAUAUAAAACAAAAUGCAUAUUGAAAAGAAUGUGAGCAGUGCUGAAGAACAAUCUGUUUUGUUACACACAGAAAACUAGAACAGAAGGCAGGUGCUUGAUAACUGUGGUGAAUGAAACUAAAGAAUAGUGGGUAAAAACAAGGGAUCAGAAGGGGAAAAUUGAGUUAUAGACCAUCUGUGGCUCAUUCCUGGGAGACCAAUGUGCUGAAGGAGUGUCUUGGUGUUCACCACUGCUCUGUAUACUGUUGAAUUCACAAGUGCAUAUUGUGUUCUGUCAUUGCGCAUCAGUGGGAUUGUGUCAACCCUGAUCCCCUGCCCACCACUUCCUUGAACUCCUGGCUUCCUAUGAAUGUUUACUUGGAGAUUUUGUUUUUAAUUGGUUCCUCAAAAACCAUUUCCCCAUUUUUUUUGUGACUUUUUUAGUGAAAGGAAUGAAACUGGGCAAAAUAAAUUAAAAAUGAACUUUA